AUGGCCACUCAGUCUGCAUCAAUUUCUUUUUUUAAUUCAGGGCAAUACAACAGAAGUUUGUUUAAUGUCGGCGAGCCCAUCAAUAGGAUAUUUUUGAGACUUCAAAUUGUAGUUGAAGACCCAGCAUUAAACUGGAGCCAGUUUCGUUCCAGUGAUAAUAGGAAAGGACUAAGAAGUUUUGCUGUAUUGACAUUGCGAUUCCAUAGUAUCUUACUAGUUUUUGCAGACAAGGCGUUUAUACGUGAGAAGGGCCUAAAGUUACGAAUUGCGAAAUACGGAAAAGAAGGGAUCUUAAUCCCCCGUUUAAAAGAAUCUCUUCCUCAACAUAACAUUGACAACAAUAUUGCGAGGAAAGGGCUGCUGAAAGACUUAAGCAUUCCCCAAAACGAGCAUAUUGAACAACACAUUAAGAGACAUGGUCGACGUCUCGAUUAUGAGGAAAGAAAACGUAAGAGAGAAGCUCGUGCUGUGCACAAAAAUUCUCAAAUAGCGCAGAAGGUUCAUGGCUUCAAGGCCAAGAUGUUGAAUAAGAAGCGUCAUGCCGAAAAGAUUCAAAUGAAGAAAACGAUUAAACAACAUGAAGAAAAGAAUGCUAAGCAGAAAUCAGCUGAUGCUAUCCCUGAGGGAGCUGUGCCCACUUACCUUUUGGAUCGUGAAGGUGAAGAUCGUGCGAAGAUUUUGAGUAAUAUGAUUAAGCAGAAACGUAAAGAAAAAGCCGGCAAAUGGUCAGUCCCUUUGCCUACUGUACGUGGUAUUGCCGAAGACGAAAUGUUCAAGGUAGUGAAGACUGGUAAAAGCAAAUCAAAGCAAUGGAAGCGUUUGGUAACAAAAGCAACAUUUGUUGGAGAAGGGUUUACCCGUAAACCACCAAAAUACGAACGUUUCAUCAGACCUAUGGGUCUUCGUUACAAGAAAGCACAUGUUACUCACCCAGAACUGAAAGCCACAUUUUGUUUACCUAUCAUUGGCGUUAAGAAAAACCCACAAUCACCACUUUAUACCCAGCUUGGCGUCAUUACUAAAGGUACUGUGCUCGAAGUUAAUGUGUCAGAAUUGGGUUUAGUUACAACCGGUGGUAAGGUUGUCUGGGGUAAAUACGCUCAAGUAACCAAUAAUCCAGAAAAUGAUGGCUGUAUCAAUGCCGUUCUACUUGUAUAG
This is a messenger RNA of Mycotypha africana, 1158 nucleotides long. RefSeq names its product ribosomal protein S8e-domain-containing protein. The transcript has 6 exons. The record is from RefSeq and is a predicted model, not a curated record. Gene Ontology annotation, cellular component: preribosome, large subunit precursor; nucleolus. Bases 1 to 1158 code for a protein of 385 amino acids. NCBI's taxonomy places the organism in Eukaryota, Fungi, Mucoromycota, Mucoromycetes, Mucorales, Mycotyphaceae. Gene Ontology annotation, biological process: maturation of 5.8S rRNA; maturation of LSU-rRNA.